Messenger RNA from Gloeophyllum trabeum ATCC 11539, 433 nucleotides. RefSeq lists its product as uncharacterized. Lineage: Eukaryota; Fungi; Basidiomycota; Agaricomycetes; Gloeophyllales; Gloeophyllaceae. The record is from RefSeq and is a predicted model, not a curated record. The coding region runs from base 101 to 319 and encodes 72 amino acids. The transcript is spliced from 3 exons.
GCGCUCUCCAUCCCUCAUCCGACCAUGGCGUUGGCAUACAAAACCCGUCUGCCACAUUUGCUUUAGGCCAGCAUAAUACUUCCACCAAAACAUAAACACAAUGAGCACCGCACCCAACCGCACCCUGAUGGUCGGCGCCGCUGCCGCCGCUGCAGGCCUAGGUGUGUACCUGGUCCGCUCGUCUGCUGGGUCGAUGACCUCCACCGAUCCUCGCGCGAAGCAGCCGGAGGACGCGAAUAGCACGAUGCAGCAGUCCGUAGGCGACGUGCGCCAGAAGACGGCCGCUGCUACUGGGGAUAGGCCGAGUAACGAUCGCUGAGGGGGCUCAUCCGUGCACGCCGUUUGUAGCGGAUUGAUUCAGAAGAUGAAUUGAAGAGUGUAAUGUAAUAAUACCUGUAACGACGUUGCAUUGAUUGAUUUGCUUGUGGACCUG